AUGGUUUAUGAAUUGAAAAUAGACUUUUAUCUGCAUGCUGAAAAACCUUUCUUUUUUCCUUGCUUGCUUGCUUUCUUCCUUCCUUCCUUUCUUCCUUCCUUUCUUCUUUCCGUUCUUUCUUUCUUCCUUCCUUUCUUCUUUCCUUUCUUUCUUCCUUCCUUCCUUUCUUUCUUUCUUCCUUCCUUUCUCCCUUUCUUUCUUUCUUCCUUCCUUUCUUCCUUUCUUUCUUUCUUUCUUUCUUUCUUUCUUUCUUUCUUUCUUCCUUCCUUCCUUCCUUCCGUUCUUUCUUUCUUUCUUUCUUUCUUCCUUUCUUUCUUUCUUUCUUCCUUUCUUUCUUUCUUCUUUCCUUUCUUCCUUUCUUUCUUUCAUUCUUCCUUGUUUCCUUUUCUCUUUCGUUUUUUCAUUCGUUUACAUUUUUUUCUUUUUCUCUCAUUCUUGUUCUUUCAUUCUUUUUCCUUUCUUUCUUUUUCUUUCUAUCGUUCUCUUUCCUUUUCUUUCUUUUCCUUUUCUUUCUUUUCUUUUCUCCUUUCUUUUCCUUUCUCUUUUCUUAGAAUGUAUUUAUUUCACCUUCUUUCUUUAUCUUUUCCUACUACUGCCAGCAAUUCACCAUCAAAACUUCUCUGUUUCCAUGUCUUUCUUCCUUCUUUCUCAAUUUAUGACCUUUCUCUUUCUUUCUUUCUUUCUUUCUUUCUUUUUCAUUCUCUUAUUAACAUAUCACUAUCGACAGCUUCUUUCUGUCUUUUUCCCUUCAACUCCAUCACCACCAUUAUCAUCGUCAACAGCUUCUUUCCUUCAUUAUCCUCCUACCCCUUUCUGACUUUACAACUCUCACCAACCUGUCAAAAAAAAACAACACAAUUACGACUAUUCUUCUUUUAA
Messenger RNA from Acanthosepion pharaonis, 879 nucleotides. The record is from the annotation of a GenBank genome assembly. Lineage: Eukaryota; Metazoa; Mollusca; Cephalopoda; Sepiida; Sepiidae.